AUGGUGUUUAUUGGCUUGGAAAAGGGGUAUGAUAAGGUCCCUAGGGAGGUUCUUUGGAGAUGCUUGGAGGCGAGGAGGGUCCCGGUGGCAUACAUCAGAGCGAUUAAAGACAUGUAUGAGGGAGCAAAGACUCGAGUAAGGAUAGUGGAAGGAGAUUAUGAGCAUUUUUCGAUCUUGACAGAGUUGCACCAGGGAUCAAAUCUUAGUUCGUUUUUAUUCGCUUUGGUGAUGGAUGUGUUGAUGCAAAAUAUACAAGGCGAGGUUCCUUGGUGUAUGCUUUUUGUGGAUGAUACAGUUCUGAUUGAUGAGUCGCGACAAGAGGUUAAUGAUAAGCUAUAG
This is a messenger RNA of Capsicum annuum, 339 nucleotides long. RefSeq lists its product as uncharacterized. The record is from RefSeq and is a predicted model, not a curated record. Bases 1 to 339 code for a protein of 112 amino acids. The transcript has a single exon. NCBI's taxonomy places the organism in Eukaryota, Viridiplantae, Streptophyta, Magnoliopsida, Solanales, Solanaceae.